AAAAAGUAAGAUUGUUUCUCUAUAUAAGCUAUCUAGCUACCAAUCUUCUUGACUGAUUUGUAGAUUGCUAGAGAGACAAUUAGCUUUAAAUCCAUGUUGAGGUCAUUUUCAAUAUUUUACUAUUUGGUACCUCAAACUUAUGAGUUUUAUACAAAGGUUUUGAAAGAUUAUUGAUUAAGCCCGUUUUGAAUGUAAGAUUUUUUAUAUAUAUAAAUAAGUGACUUUUGUGGUGUGAUGAGACUUGAGUUUAAUAGGCAGAGACCAUCAGAUCUCUCCAGCUACCAUUCUUCAUGACUGGUUAGUAGAUUGCCUUAGAGAGAGACAAUACUUAAUUGUUUCAGAAUAUGUCUAAUAAAAUUGCAAAAAUAAAUAAAAGGAUUAAAUGAGAAUAAAAUCCAUCAUAACAAACUACCAAUAAACUUCUGAUUAAUAAUUUUAAUGGAAGCAUCUCAAAGAUACAAAGAUUUUUUACCCUAAACUAAAAUUCUGAGAGAGAUUUUUGUAAUCUGCAACUUAAUCUGCUCCUAACUAAAGAAUAUUUUACACUCGAGUGAGUAGGACUAAGUUGGAACAAGAUAAUGUGCAUCAAAUUCAUUCUGCUGCUCCCUGAUCCAAACCAACAAAAAAAAUAGUGCAAGGAACACAAUGGGUAGAGCCAAAACCAACUUUAAUGAUAUCUUUGGGCGAGUUUUUUGAAUAAUGAACUGAGGCUGAGUUUGAAUUUGAGCUUGAGCUUGAGUUUCAACUUGGGCUAGAGCUAGAGCUUGAGUUUCAGCUUGAGCUUGAACUUGAGCUUCAGUCUUGUAAUCCUGAAAUAACUUAUCAUAUUCUUGCUCCCCAAAUAACUUAUCCCAUAUUUGCUCUUUUUCUUAUCUUAAGUUCUUUCAACAUUGAACAAUUUUAUCAUAUUGUUUUAAUUCCAGGGACAAAUAAGAUUUGGUGGUUGAACAUUUGAAGAAUCUUUUCCUAGUUGAGCUUAAUAUCAGAAGUAGGAAAUGGUUAACAGAUAUGGAGUGUUUUGAUUUAGAGAAAAUAUCAUGUUGCAGUGGAUAGAUGGGUUCAAGCAUUUAUUUGCUUCCCUAUUGCGGUCCUUUGAUCUCGACUUGUUAAACCAAUCAAGAAACCUACACGAUCCUGCAGUUCUAGCAGAGGAGACAGUGUUUAGCGUAAGCGAACUUGAAGCACUUUAUGAACUUUUUAAGAAGAUCAGUAGUGUUGUGAUUGAUGAUGGAUUAAUCAACAAGGUCUAUAUUGAGAUGCAUUUCUUUGGCGCAAUACUAGACAACAUUGACAGUUGAAGUUUUUAGAAUAAAAAAUAUAUUUCACUAACAUUGGAUACAUUUCUUGUUUAUUAUUUGAUGAUGAUAAAAUUUGAUUGUAGUAUAAACUAUCAUGUAAUAUGAUUUUGUAAGCCGAGUAGACUAAAUACUGAAAUUAUAUUUUUGAGUAAUUAAUAAAAAAUUAUUUUGUUGUA
Molecule: messenger RNA, 1474 nt
Organism: Humulus lupulus (European hop)
Lineage: Eukaryota; Viridiplantae; Streptophyta; Magnoliopsida; Rosales; Cannabaceae
Product: calcineurin B-like protein 3
Exons: 4
Coding region: 1038-1298 (86 amino acids)
Biological process (GO): calcium-mediated signaling
Molecular function (GO): kinase binding; calcium ion binding
Source: RefSeq, a predicted model, not a curated record